Molecule: messenger RNA, 6557 nt
Organism: Cynoglossus semilaevis (tongue sole)
Lineage: Eukaryota; Metazoa; Chordata; Actinopteri; Pleuronectiformes; Cynoglossidae
Gene: atp11c
Product: ATPase phospholipid transporting 11C (ATP11C blood group)
Exons: 30
Coding region: 726-4232 (1168 amino acids)
Biological process (GO): phospholipid translocation
Cellular component (GO): recycling endosome; plasma membrane; endoplasmic reticulum
Molecular function (GO): magnesium ion binding; ATPase-coupled intramembrane lipid carrier activity; ATP binding
Source: RefSeq, a predicted model, not a curated record
CACUUUAAAAUACAUUAAAUAGCAUUGUCACGAGAAAACAAAUGUUAUUUUAAAAACAUUUCAAUGCUUAGUGGCUGGUUAUUGGAGGGAAGCGUGUAGUUGUCAAACAACUACAUUUCCCACAAUGCAUCGUGAGAGAAACUCGCCGCACCUUCUCGGGGUGGAGCUUGUGGGAAGGUUUCUGCCUGUGGUGUCUGUAGCUGCUGCUGCUGGAGUGAGUGUUGUUUGACGGGGGGGCUGAGGUUGACCUGAGCGCAGCAGGGACUGGAAACAGGAGUAAGUUUCUGUCUCCUCUGGGCUUGUGUGGAGCCGCAGUUUCCGGGUCUGUGUGACAGAGGCAGCAGACCUGACAGCGACAGAUGAUUUGCAGGAGUCUCAGCAACAGGGCGCAGAGAGAAAUGUCAGAGAAUGUUCCAGCCUCGAACACAGAGAAGCGCGAAUUGUCUUUGAGUGAGUGAGUCCACACCGCAACGCGGAAAAGCCGUCAGGAGGAGAGAAUGCGAAUGGUGCGAAGGUAUCGAACUCAAGAGAAAUGGAAAAGAUGUAGCGUCGCAGCGGCAGAGCCAAUAGCUAGAACUAACGUUAGAGUAGAGAGUAGAUAGCCGAGGAGCUAACAUACAUGUAAAGUUAUUCCCCGGAGAAGCUGAAGAGGAGCAGCAGGCGUCUUAUCAAUCAGAAGAGUUCACCAGUGUCGCCAAAUCAAAGAAGAUAACAAGGAGGAGGAGAUGCUACGGAGGAGACUGAACCGUUUGCUCAACAAUGAUGAGAGAAGAGUCGACAGUCGGACGAUCUUUGUUGGUCAUCGAUCAGGAUCUCCUAAUGACGCUAUCAUCCCCGCUAAGUUCUGUGAUAACAGGAUUGUAUCCUCCAAGUAUACAGUUUGGAAUUUUCUACCAAAGAACCUGUUUGAGCAGUUCAGAAGAAUUGCCAAUUUCUACUUCCUUAUCAUCUUCCUGGUUCAGGUGAUAGUGGACACUCCCACCAGCCCAGUCACCAGUGGCCUGCCCUUAUUUUUUGUGAUCACGGUAACAGCCAUUAAGCAGGGCUAUGAAGAUUGGCUUCGGCACAAAGCGGACAAAGAGGUCAACACGUACCCAGUGACAGUGCUGGAGGAUGGCCGAAGGAUACGCAAGGAAAGCGAGAAGAUCAAGGUUGGAGAUGUGGUGGAAGUGGAAGAAGAUGAGACCUUUCCCUGUGACUUGAUUUUGCUGCAGUCGAGCCGAGAGGACGCAACGUGUUUUGUCACUACAGCCAGUCUGGAUGGAGAGUCCAACCAUAAAUCCCAUUAUACCGUCUCAGACAUUGAGAGGGAUCUGGAAUCUCUCAACGCCACCAUUGAGUGUGAACAGCCACAGCCUGACCUUUACAAGUUUGUUGGCCGUAUGCACAUUUACAAAAAUGACCAGGAGCCAGUAGUCAGGUCUUUGGGCCCAGAAAACCUACUGUUAAAAGGAGCAACCUUAAAGAACACCCAGAAGAUCUAUGGUGUUGCAGUUUACACCGGCAUGGAGACAAAGAUGGCUCUCAACUACCAGGGAAAAUCACAGAAACGUUCUGCUGUGGAGAAGUCGAUCAACGCCUUCCUUAUUGUUUACCUUUGCAUAUUGGUGAGCAAAGCCUUAGUGUGCACUACCCUAAAGUAUGUGUGGCAGAGCAAACCUGGACAAGAUGAGCCCUGGUACAAUCAGAAAACCCAGAGAGAGAAGGACACCAAUAUUUACCUAAAGAUGUUUACGGACUUCCUGUCCUUUAUGGUACUCUUCAACUUCAUCAUUCCGGUGUCCAUGUAUGUGACGGUUGAGAUGCAAAAGUUUUUGGGGUCCUUCUUUAUCGCCUGGGACAAAGACUUCUAUGAUCCUGAAAUCAAGGAGGGGGCACUGGUCAACACAUCAGACCUCAAUGAGGAGCUGGGCCAGGUGGAAUACGUCUUCACGGACAAGACAGGCACCCUCACUCAGAACAACAUGGAGUUUAUCGAGUGCUGCAUUGAUGGCUUCCAGUACAAACACCGGGAUGGAAGCGCUGAGAUGGAUGGGUUCUGUGUCCCAGAUGGACCUGUGAGCAAACCACAGCAGAAAGCUGGCAGGGAGAAGGAGGAGUUGUUCCUGCGGGCCCUGUGUUUGUGCCACACAGUUCAGGUGAAGGAAUCUACGGACCAGAAUGAUGACCAAAUUGAUGGAUUAGUGGCAGACGGAGAAGUGUCUUUGCAGGACCAAAGGGGCUUCAUCGCCUCCUCCCCUGAUGAAGUUGCUCUGGUCAAAGGUGCCAUGAGAUAUGGCUUCACAUUUCUGGGUCUUGAAAGUAAAAACAUGAAAAUUCGCAACAGUAACAACGACAUUGAAAUGUAUGAACUACUUCAUGUGUUGAACUUUGACCCAGUGAGAAGGCGAAUGAGUGUCAUUGUCAGAGCAAAGUCAGGUGAAACACUUCUCUUUUGUAAAGGAGCAGACUCUUCUAUUUUCCCCCGGGUCAGGCAGGAAGAGGUUGAAAGAACACGCACACAUGUGGAGCGUAAUGCAACAGAGGGCUACAGGACAUUAUGCGUAGCCUUCAAAUAUCUGAGUGCAGAGGAGUACCGGCAGGCAGACGAGGGGCUGAGGGAAGCCAGACUGGCUCUGCAAGAAAGAGAAGAGAAGCUCAUGGCUGUUUACAACCAGCUGGAGACUGGGAUGAGUCUAAUAGGAGCCACAGCUGUAGAAGAUCGGCUCCAAGAAGAAGCAGCGGAAACCAUGGAAGCUCUGCAGGGAGCAGGCAUGAAGAUCUGGGUACUAACAGGAGAUAAGAUGGAGACUGCAAAAUCCACAUGUUAUGCCUGUAGGUUGUUCCAGAGAAAUACAGAGCUUUUGGAACUAACGGUGCGAACUCUUGAGGAUGGUGGAAAGAGGCGUGAGGAGCGACUGCAUGACCUGUUGAAUGAAUACCAUAAGAAAACAGUGCAGGAUGCUCCACCAUUUAAAGGAGGUGUCACCAGGUUCGUACCGGGCAUUGACAACUUUAUCUCAUUGUUCAAUUCUUUCAGAUGUUACACAAUUUCUUCUUUGUGUCACAGGAGCUGGUCUUGUGCGAGCCAAGACUAUGGUUUCAUUAUAGAUGGAGCCACUCUCUCCAUGGUGCUGAACUCCUCCUCUGAAUCCAGCUCUCAUUGCUACAAGAACCUGUUUUUGCAAAUAUGUCAAAACUGCACUGCUGUCCUCUGUUGUCGUAUGGCACCACUACAAAAAGCUCAAAUAGUGAAAAUGGUGAAGAACUCCAAAGGCAGCCCAAUCACGCUUUCUAUUGGAGAUGGUGCCAAUGAUGUCAGCAUGAUUUUGGAAGCUCAUGUUGGCAUUGGUAUUAAAGGCAAAGAGGGCCGACAGGCAGUUAGGAACAGCGACUAUGCCAUUCCCAAACUUAAGCACCUCAAGAAACUUCUUCUGGCUCAUGGGCACCUCUACUAUGUGCGCAUUGCACACCUGGUGCAAUAUUUCUUCUACAAGAACCUUUGCUUCAUCUUACCUCAGUUUUUGUACCAGUUCUUCUGUGGCUAUUCUCAGCAACCUCUGUAUGAUGCCGCCUAUCUGACCAUGUACAACAUCUGCUUCACCUCCAUGCCCAUCCUGGCUUACAGCCUCUUCGAGCAGCACGUCCCAAUGGAGGUUCUGUUGGACAAUGCUACCCUCUACAGGGAGAUUGCUAAGAAUGCCAUGUUACGUUGGGGUCCUUUCCUCUACUGGACAGUGCUCGGUGUCUUCCAUGGUUUGGUCUUCUUCUUUGGUGUUCGUUAUCUGUUCACAAACCCUGCACUACAGGACAAUGGCCAGGUUUUUGGAAACUGGUCGUAUGGUACCAUUGUCUUCACUAUCCUCGUCUUCACUGUUACACUCACGCUUGCUCUGGACACACGGCACUGGACUUGGAUAAACCACUUUGUGAUCUGGGGAUCCCUGGCCUUCUAUGUUUUUUUUAGUUUCUUCUGGGGAGGAAUAAUAUGGCCUUUCCUGAGCCAACAACGAUUGUAUUUUGUGUUUGCCAACAUGCUGAGCUCAGUGUCAGCUUGGCUGGUCAUCAUCUUACUCAUCCUGGUCAGCCUCCUACCAGAGAUCCUGCUCAUGCUGUUCCGCAAACGCCGUGGACCCAAUGCUCGACAGCAGAACAUGGUUGAGUCGGGCACGGGGGACACCCAGUCUCCCCGGUCUUCGGCCAGACCCCUGCUCAUGAGAACCUUUUCAGAUGAGUCCAGUACUGUCAUUUAAGCAGCCUUCAGAAUGUGACCUUCUACAAACUUCCAGAUUGCAGCUGUGACACCACUGUCCUACAAGAACCUGAGGGAGCGAGUGUGAAGGAAGUCGUUGGUGACUCACUUCAAGGAUGUCAGCUGGAGCUGAGUUCCUCUUUUUUUAAUCUGAAAAGAGGAACAAGAAAAUUAGAAGAAAAAAAAAACAGGAACCGUUGAAACAUUCUGACAAAGAUGGAAGAUUUCCGACAUGUGUCUCUGUGUUCCGUCCUUUUUUUUUUUUUUUUUUUUUCCAAAUCCCUAAUUGAGCAUGUCCGCUGAGCAAUGCUGUGGUAUUUUAUUCUCCAAAAAAAACGAUGACAGGCAUGAGUUUUCCUUAUCAAACUUUUUUUUAUAAACGCUAGCUUACAAUUGGAAUGGAAACACAUUUGCCUUGUCAGCAGCUGUGCUUGACUGCUGUGUUUUAACAAGCGGUCGUUAUGUUAGCUCUGAGAAAUGUUCACCUGCAUGAAAGAAGAAGAAGGCACCAAAGUAAGUUUCAAACCCCAGGCGUUCUUCACUGUGUUCUGCAGUGUUCUUUUUCUCUUCCUCAGCGGUCACACCUUAAGACUCUUCAGUUACUGUCCUUUCUUCUUUUGUCGUAUUUCAUGCGUUUCGGCGAUUGCACUCAUCCAACAGGCCUGAACUGUUGUUAGUGACAGAAUGUGAUUUCAAUCCAGCUCAGAGCUGCAAACGGGUCCUGGUUCAUAGAUGUUAGUUUGUCUCCUGUAGUGAUUCCGCUGCCUCCUGACCACUAGUGUGAAUCCUUGGAGGACUCAUUUUACAAAAUGGAGACUUAUCACUCAGUCCAAAAAGUGUGUUUGUCUGUGUGUGUGUGAGUGUGUGCGUGCACAAGAUUGAGAGAGAUUAGAGAUUUAUGUAAUGUAUUCUGGCAAUAUUGUGGCAAAACUAAAGUUGUCGUAUCUCAGAGGUAAUUUAAAGAGUCCAGUGAAAAAUGAGACGUUUAAUCAUAUACAUGUGAAUUGCACUGUAGAGAGUAUAAUUUAAACCUAAUCUGCUCACAGCCAAAAAAAGACGAUUGUAACAUGAUGGGACUUUGUCCACACUGGUGUGACCAGUCUCUGUGUUUUUUGUAUGUAUGUGUGUGUAUCCCUGUUGUCAUAUCAGAGAGCGGGAAAUUCCUGUGUGUUGAUGAAAACCAGGAUUACUUCAAACCUCAGUGGUGACGUAGUUCUGUCCGACAUUUCCUGCACUAGAAACCAUGGUUUUCUCAUCAAGCAAAUUGUCAUAAUGACACAUCCACACACAAAUAUGUACAUUUCUGAUAGCCAAGAACAACACACACAAACACAUAUUCACACCGCACUAAAUGCACUCAGACACUCGGGCCUAAAUUAAGUAUUUAAAGUCUCGCUGUUACCCCUCCCCCGACGUUGAAUUCAAAGUGUAAAGAGAAACGGUUUAUUUUACUGUGCCAUGUUUGUUCUUCUGAUUGUGGUGGUUCAGCCUUUAACUUAUUUCUAGUGCUUUCUACAUUCCAUUUAAACAUAGCCAUAGUUCAUCAGAGACUGACAAACCUAUAUCGUACCUUUUGGAUAUUUAUUUAAGUGUAUUUUGACUCACAAAUGCUAUAUUUUAUGACAUUAACCUUUUUAUCAUUUAAUGAUUAUGAUUAUUAUCGUUCGAGUAUACCUGUGUUACUUCAGCGUGUGAUGUUUGGUAAUCUUUGUCACAAACACAGGCAGCCCCUCAUUGACCUGUGAACCAUCUGACAUGUAGUGAACCUAUAGUCCACAGUCUCACCUGGUUCACCUCCACCGACUGUGUUCUAAUACCGAAAGAAAACUGUAACAGCAUUUUAAACCCUCUGUCAUUGAGUUUGAUCUUUUUGUUUGUAAAGGAGGUUGAUUUUGACCUGCUGACCUCUUGCCUGCACUGUGCCAGAAGAUACUGAACGUCAGAGGACGCUGUUGUGGGGAGCGGGAGAGGGGGUUGGCCUGCUUUGUUUAAUAAGAAAAACCUUUAAAGUGACACGAGAGACGCUAUUUUCCUCAGAUCCAAUGUUUUGCCUGUCAGGUUAUAAUGAUGAAGUAAUGGACCGUAUUUUUAAUGCAACCUUUUUUCCAGCCACUUUUUUUGUAAGAAAAUCAAAAUGGCCAAAAAAUACUUAAGCACGAGAGGCUCUGUGGUUGUGGACCCUGUCCCUGAAUAUGAGGGGGUGGAGGUCAGUCACCUUCAGGCACCUCAGCUGCCUCAGCACUGCAAACCUCCAAGCUGAAUGUACCUCUUUGACACUAUAGUAUAUUUAAAGUUUUCUCAAAUAAAGCCGACUGUUUUGAAGAUA